AAGGUCCGUAAUCUCACAGCGCACCUUUCAAUAGCCUCGUUUUAAUGUAUUUAUUUAUUUAUUUAUUCAAUUAAAUAUGUGUGAAUCAAAGAAUGCAAUAACAUUUUGAAAUCUAGUCCGUAAAUUAAAUCUUAUUCCAGGAAUUUGUUAACCUAUUUCUUGAGAUUAAACUCGCUCUUUUAGCAAACAUCCAGUUUCCAUGGUAACUUUGGAACUACAAUAAGAAGCGCCGCUUGAUUACGUCAUAGAACAGGUAUGCUGCUGAUAAUACGAGAUGUGGCUGAGCAGAAACGCGACUAGAAAUGAUAAGUAGAGACCACAGAAACAGACGGCAGUUCACAUAGAUAGACUGUAUAUUCAUUGUGUGAGAUACAUACAGUUUAUAGACACUAUCUGUACAGACAAAGAGUCUCACACAGUGUGUAUCAGACACGUCAUGUCCAUGGAAAAGAGAAAUGUGCAGAUGAAGUUUGACAUCUCAAAGAUGAAGUGCUGGGAUUUGAAGGGGUCUGAAGAUAUGACUGAGCCAGCAGGAAGCAGCAGUGGGAAGGAUCAGGGAGGCAUGGACACUUCUACAACCACUGAGAAGACCAGCCCAACAGAAAAUACCAACGUGAGGAAGAGCCACAAAUUCUGUGCAUUCUUCCGAAGAAGAUGGAAAGCUGUGAAAAAAAUCUUCCAGAAAAACAGAGUGGUGCCUAUUGGGAUCUCAGCACAGCCUGUUCCAGAAACAUUGUGUGUCCCAGGUCCAAGCGUUCCUAAACCAGAACUUCAGAUGGAUCUGGUUGAUGCAGAACAAUUGUGUGUCCCAGGUCCAAUCUGUCCUAAAACAGAACACCAAGUGAAAACAGAGCUUUCAAUAUUACAAAUGUAUAUCCCACAAAGCGUGAUCCAACUUCAGGAUCGCCUGGAGCAAUGUACACUGGACUGGACGCCUAUCACUGAGGUCUGGUGCAAUGUCUUCAUUGGAAAUGAGGAGACAGCAAAGGACCGAGCAAAACUGAAAGAGAUGGGUAUUACCCACAUCCUGAACGCUACAGCAAGUGAGGAAGAUCUUCAUGGAAAGAUCAGUUCAAGGGAGGAAUAUUACCGAGGCAUGAACAUCACUUACUACAAUGUGCCUGCAGUGGAUGAAGUCUGGUUUGACAUCAGCGAGUACUUAUUCCCAGCUGCAGAAUUCAUCCACAAGGCCCUAAGUAACCCAGAGGAUAAGGUGUUGGUGCACUGCAUACAUGGUGUCAGCCGCUCCUCCACACUUGUUCUGGCAUACCUGAUGAUCCACCAUAACAUGAUGCUGGAGGAUGCCAUUGACCAUGUCACAGACGUGAGAUGGAUUGGGCCCAACAUGGGCUUUUUGAAUCAGCUGACAGUCCUCAAUUCAGACCUCUUAAUGAAGCGAAAACUACAACUAACAAAGCAGUUAGGCAAAUAUUUAAAAACAAGGUGAAGCCUGUUCCAGAGCCAUCGUGUAGAAAAAUAUGCACUGGACUGCACACCUGUCACUGAGGUCUGGCCCAAUGUCUUCAUAGGAAAUGAAUAAGGUGGUGGUGAACGGCAUAGAUGGUUUCAGAAGAUCUCCCACACUUUUUCUGGCAUAUUUGAUGAUUCACCAUGACAUGAUGGUGGAGGAUGCCAUUGACCGUGUCAUAAAGGUGAGAUGCAUUAGGCCCAACAUGGGGUUCUUGAAGUAACUGAUCAUCCUCAAUUCAGAACUUGUAAGUCAGAGAAAACUACAGUUUAAAACCAGACAGACAUAGAUAAAACACACAGAUAAAUAAGUUACAUGAGCAAAAUAAAAACAAUUAUUCAGCAAUUAUAAAUACUUAAAACCUUUGGACAAAGAACAAUUGUGCUUUUUAUAUCCCAGCUUAGUGCU
Cyprinus carpio (common carp) is the source of this 1876-nucleotide messenger RNA. Its product is annotated as dual specificity phosphatase 29-like. The transcript is spliced from 5 exons. Gene Ontology annotation, cellular component: cytoplasm. The record is from RefSeq and is a predicted model, not a curated record. Lineage: Eukaryota; Metazoa; Chordata; Actinopteri; Cypriniformes; Cyprinidae. Gene Ontology annotation, molecular function: protein tyrosine/serine/threonine phosphatase activity; MAP kinase phosphatase activity. Bases 437 to 1447 code for a protein of 336 amino acids. Gene Ontology annotation, biological process: protein dephosphorylation; negative regulation of MAPK cascade.